Molecule: messenger RNA, 5099 nt
Organism: Thunnus maccoyii (southern bluefin tuna)
Lineage: Eukaryota; Metazoa; Chordata; Actinopteri; Scombriformes; Scombridae
Gene: mcamb
Product: melanoma cell adhesion molecule b
Exons: 17
Coding region: 671-2584 (637 amino acids)
Source: RefSeq, a predicted model, not a curated record
AACGUCGCCCUUCCUGCGGAACUUUGGCGGCUACCACAGACUUUGCCACACCUUUUACCCCAAAAUAACGCUCUACUUUACGUAAGAGAGUCUUGUCUCAUCAGUCAUGGUUUCCUAUCAAGAAAACAUAGCUUAAAUUAUACCCUUGGUGGGGAAAUGCAUUAUUGUUUAUUGGCAACAACUAAAAAGCUGUAAAUCACUUCAUGAUGUGGAUGGUGUCAGCCCUGCGGUCCCCUGCUGCUCUCACUGAACAUCCUCUUUUAUACACUGCAAAAAAAAUCCCACCUCAAUCAUUUAUUUAAACUUGACGUCUGAACUUCUUAGUUUUUUUAAAAUCUAAAUAAAUAACCCAUAAAAGGCUUCAGACUGAGGUGUUUACAACGCAAAUUGCGAGUCGAGAAAACAUGCCGCUAGUUGCCGCCACCAUACCGAUUAUGUGUCUGAAUGACGGACACUUUUUGCAGUGCGGGGCCUCCUGUCUCUGUGUCUGCCCCCUCCUGCAUCUUUGCCUCCCUGCGCCGCUCCUCUCUCUCUCUCUCUCUCUCUCUCUCUCUCUCUCUCUCUCUGUGUGUGUGUCUGUGUUUCAUACAGUUUUUCCUGGAGGACCAGUCUCUGCCAGACUCCCUCCUCACACACCCUGGACACACAGCUUCAGCACCGAUCAACAACCAUGGCUGUACGGGACAUUGGCGCUCUGCUCGUCGGACUUCUGGUCCUCUUUCACACCUGGGGAGCAUGGGCUCUUGUGGAGGUGAACAUGGAGGACAGAGUGGAGGUUUUCAGGGGAGAAACAGCUCAGAUCACCUGCAUGUUCACAUCGGAUGACGGCAUCGGCGGAGUUUUCAUACAGUGGUUCUAUGUGACAGGUGGUGAGAGGCAGAGGAUCUACUAUCAGGACAGCACCAUGAAGGUCGUAGACCGAGGCACACGAUUCACAGAUCGGAUCAGUGUGAAUGGGACCGGAGCCACAGGAGGGGUGGUUUUGACUAUCAUGGAUGUGCAGCUGAAAGAUGAACUGGAAUUCAUCUGUCUCGUCAAAGGUCUAACAGAUGGAGUUGCGGAGGGACGGACAAAGCUGAAGGUGUUUGUAAUACCCGACCAUCCCAUCAUUGAGGGUGUUCAAGAAGGGAUCUUAAUCGACCAAGGCAGCCCAUCCAAGAUUGCAACCUGCAAGGUCAAAAAUGGCUACCCCAAGCCAAACAUCACUUGGUACAGAAACAACAUGCCACUACAAAGUAAUCAUGAAGAGGUAAUGGUGGUGCUAAGAAGCACUGUUGAAUCCAGCGGUUUGUUCUCAGUGGAGAGUGAACUGAGCAUCACAGUGAAGAAGGAGGACAAAGAUGCUAAGUUCUACUGCGAGGCCACCUACUUUGUUCCCGCAGAAACCAGGAUGACUGAGUCUAACUUUACUACUAUCACUGUAUACUACCCCUCCACUGAAGUCAAUAUGUGGGUGGAGUCACCAAAGGGCAAAAUCAAGGAGGGGGACUCAAUCGAGCUUCACUGCUAUGGCAACGGGAAUAAGCCAUCCUCAGCCUUUUCUAUCAGGCACAAAGAAGAUGAGAUGCAAAUGGACUCCAAUAUGUUGGUGCUGAAUAAUGUGACUCGUCUAGACAGUGGAGAGUACACGUGUGUCUGUCUGGACACAGACAACUUUGAAGAGAUCUCCAAGGCUAUGACUUUGUCUGUUAACUAUCUCGAUGCUGCUGUGGUGCUUCCUAAAGAUUCUGCUGAGCUGGCCCAAGGAGCGGAACUGAUGGCCACCUGCAAUGCCCUCUCUUCUCUCGAGACACAAACAGCUUGGUUUAAGGAUGGACAGCAGGUUUCAAAAGGACACACCUUGACCCUGAAGGAUGCAACGUUCAAUGCUGCAGGGACGUAUAUGUGUGUGGUGACUGUCCCUGAGAUCGAUGGAAUGGAAACCAGCGGGACGCUUCAUGUUUAUGUCCAGAGUCCCCCAGAGAUCAUAAGGCCGGACAACACGGAGAUAGAGGAGAGUUUGGAGAAUACAGUCGACCUGAGCUGCCAUGUCAGAGGCUUCCCUACUCCAAGUGUUACCUGGACCACCUCUGAUGGAAAGGUCCUCAAGACGGUGUCCCAACAAGAGACCAAAGAGGGCGUCCUCAUCAGUAUGGUCAAUUUCAAGGUGACCUCUGACAUCACCGCCUUCUGCAAUGCCUCCAAUGAGUACGGCACUGACUCGGUGGCCUUCAACAUCAAAGCCACUACACACACCACCACACCAGCCACCACCACCACCACCACUACCACCACCACUACUAGUAGCACUACCACUACCAUUUCCUCUACCACAGUCAAAGGAGAAACAGCUAAUCCACCAAAGAAAAUCAAGAAAGAGAGCAGUGGUGUUAUCAUUGCAGUCAUCAUUAUCUGCAUCCUGCUGCUGGCCGUCUUGGGGAGCGUGCUCUACUUCCUCUACAAAAAGGGCAAGAUCUGUGGCCGAUCUGGCAAGCAAGACCUCACCAAAGAGAAAUCCAACAAAGAUAACAUUGUGGUAGAAAUGAAGAGCGACAACACGGAGGAAGCUGUGCUCCUCGGGGUCAAUGGAGAAAAACAACCUUAGAACGACCAGGGCGGUGAGUACCUGGACCUGCAGAAGUGAGGAGGUGACUGCAGACAGACUGACAGCUGCUCCUGUUCUUCCCUCUCAGACCCGCUGAUGCCUUCAACCUUCCACCAGGGCUCCUUAUUUUAGAGAUAUGUCAUGAAAAAGCUCAGUUGUCUGUCAGUCAGUCAAUAUCAUGAUGGACGACUGAGACUCAAAUUGUUCCAAGCUGCAGCCUCUGCUUGCUGUGCUUUACAUCCCGGCAAUGUUGAAAAGUCAUAUGAGCUCUCCAUGACAUAACUCUACUAAUUAAUCUUCCACCUUCAAAGAACUGUCCUUAGAUUGUACUUCUCAUUAUCAUGAGCCUUGUGUACUGCUGAUCAUCUGUAGAACCAUAUUUAGAGCACAACGUUGAGCAGGGACUGUUUUUAUACCUGACUAAGCAUCACCUCAAGCAAUCACUGUAGAGCAGCCUGAAACAGCUUUUUAUCAACUGUACAUAUUAUAAUCUAUGUAUAUAUUUCUUUAUUUAAAAUAACAUGAUAGAAAAAAAAAUCAACCAAAAAUAAAUGACCAGAUAGUGUUUUAUUUUGUCCUGGUGCUCUUUAUAAAGAGCAAGGAGAGCGUAGGUAGUUUAAGCCAUCUUGUUUUUUUGUUUUUUUUAAAAUAUUUUUGUCCAUGUUUCCUGUUUUGCUGAAGUCUGUACACUGAAAUUUUUCGGGGAUACACCGAUACUUCCCUCUGCAGCCAGUUCCAGCCUUGUCCUGCACCGACCUUUUGCCUUUUAGCUCAAACUUGUGGGUCAUUUAAUCACACAGCAUUCACAUUUUUUUUUUUUUCUCUCUCUCUCUCUACAGCUAACACUAUCAUCUUUACGCUCCCCAGUUUGUGUAUAUUAAAGAAGAUAUUUUUGCAAGACGGGUGAAUAAUCUGUUCAGGAUUUGACAUAGAAGGGUUACCUUUUAGUUCUCAUAUGUUUAUGUUUUUUUUCCGUCUCAGUUUAGUUUUGAUAUUUUUUGUGUGUGUUUGAGUUCAAGCAUUGCCAACAGUAAAAAAUUAUACAGAUGCCUUAGAAAUUAUAUUCAAAGCUAUACAGAAAUAUCAGCAAACUCCACAUUUUGUACUGUUGAUUAUGAACAAUAGUUAUAUUUAAUGUUCAGUGCACUGAUUUCUUUGUGGUUGUUCUUCAUGCAGUUGUGUUGUUGCGUUUCUAAUGUGAAACUGUUUUUUUUUUUGUUGUUGGUUUAAUGUAAUUGUUUGUGGAUGAACUGUUGUUCUGCAGCCAAUUUUCUUUCUUUCUUUUUUUUUUUAAGGAGGAUGAGGGUAGAACAGAUUAUUGGUCCAUGGUAGAUAUGGUUCACGGCAUGAAGUCGCCCUCCUUAUAAGGCAAAGACACAUUUCUGUUUAAUGCAUUAAUUCAUGUGUUGAGUUGAUAUUUAUUUGAAAUAAUCUGUUGGAUCCUAGAGAGACUCAGAGUCGCCCUCAGACAUGAUGCCUUAUAUUGACGCCCACUCCUCACAUUACAUAUAAAUGAUUGUCAUGUCGAUUUGUGACAUGUAGACAUGACUAAGGAGGGGAAUGACUGUGACUCCACAUAUGCAAAUGAAGUUUGAAGACAAUCAACAAUCAAGCUGCUCUGUGCAGCUGUUUCACUUACCCAACAAACCUUCUGUUAGUCUGUUUUUUUUCUGUUUUUGAGAACUACAUCCGUUAAAUGCUUUUGGAUUUUUGAAAUCUAUAAAAAUGCCUUUUAAUGCCUUGGAGUUGUAAAAUGUUAAAUCACUGAUGACAUUCGAACCAAUUCAUUGUACCAACAAAUUCAUUGUUUGUAGUUUUUGAAAAUUAUACCAAAUAAACAUUGACUGUUAAAUGAAAAAAUUUACAUUGUUUCUAUUAAGAAAUGUAUGUACAGUGAGCCUCAAAUGAGUGAUCUCUACUGACAAAACUUUGUGCAAAAGCUCAGGCAGUGAAAAACACUUUGCUUGUCCAGAUUCAGCAUUUUGCUUUAAAUUUUGUCAUUAACAGAACAAAUACGUGAUCUUAUCUGUGCCCUUAUUAGUGUCUUGCUCCUCCAUAAAAUACAUGCUAUAUCCAUGCGUUUGUUCACUGUUUCUUGUACAGAGCUUAUUAGGUUUCAUAAGAGUUUUAAAAUGGCUCAGAUAUGAUGAUUUGAUUUGUUUGACGGGCUGUUCAAUCUGAUUUUGGUUUUUAAUGCAGUAACCAAAUGCAUUACUGGACCUUCAGGACUAUCAGCUACAAGAAAUAGAUCGAAAAUGGCCCUGAAGUAUUGAACCUGUCUGCAGUUCUGACCACUUGGUUUGGUUCUCAUUUGUUUCCUAAAUACAUGCUGUAUUGCAUUAUUAAGCACAUUUUGCUGCAUCAUUUUCAAAACCCUGAGAGUUUUUUCAGUCCUCCACCUUCAAUCCUGCUUCCAGAGUCACUUCUAGUCCUGUUCAGCUUCUCGUCUCUCCUUGUUCAGUCGUUGCUGGGUUCAGCUGAGCUGCCAACAACGGUGCCACAACUCAUCACUUCU